AUGACUAAAAUCAAUGCAGCGAAUGUUGAAAUACGCAGAGAGAAGAAACGCGCGUGGGAUCGAGCCGCCCAGCGCACAUGUCGACAAAAGACGAAGGCCCGGAUAGCGCACCUACAGGAGACAAUCCAAUCGCUACAAAAUCAGACACCAGAAGACACUAUUACCCGGUUAUUGGAAAGAAAUGAGGAACUUGAGACCGAGGUCACACGUCUGAAGAAAGUGAUCCAAAGCGCCUUUUCAGUACUUUCAGAAGAGGCGAGCCACACCAAGAUGCCAACGGCGGAACAUAUCGCGACCCCAAAACUCCUUUCACAAGCUCCAUCUUUGAAUGAUUAUGGGGCGGAUACAAUCAUUCCCUCCUAUGAACGAUCUUAUUCGAUCGCAGGUCUUACAGAGACCUCAAGUGUCCACGUAGGUUGUUCUCCUACGGAAAGUUGUAAAGGGCGACAAGAGAUCGCACAAUAUCCGUGUUUCCACCGUCAAGUGCAAUUACGCAGUGCACUUUAUCUCAUGCCGAUGCCUGUCACUUCGACGCACAACCGACACCCGUAUGAAAACCCUGAGACGGCCUUAUCAUACCAAAGCUCAUGUUCCGCUUGGUACACUGUAAACAAGCUACUCAGCCAAGCUUACCCUUCUCAUACUUCCGAAAUGUUUCCCAAGAUUGAUAAAAUUGGUGUCCUGCUUCAGGCUAUUGAUAGAGGAUGGGAGACUCUAUCGCCCGAAGAAAGAAUAAACCCAGGUUUGUGUAUUCUCCAACGCAUGGAUGAGUACAUUUGGUCACCAAUGCCCAAAAUCUUCAGGGUUGCCAUUGCAUACAAAAGCUAUCAGCUGAUGCGAUACAUCUUUCAGCCGGGCCCAGAGACGCGGUUGAAAAUACCGGCGUGGGAACUUCCAACGGAGAAGCAAUUGAAAGAGCCACAUGCAUGUGCUAUCGACUUUUUCCCUUGGCCAAGUGUUCGUGAUCGACUGAUCACCCAUUAUAGCGUAUAUUUGGAGACCUGCACCUUUUUCUCGACCAUACAGCAAUUUUUUCGCUUCCAUUGGCCCCACUCGUUUGAGGAGAGUUACUCUUUUGAUGGUGAUUCCGGGUACACUCCAAGUGACCUCUUUGUUCAGCACGCUGCAGACUUAUCGAAUUGGAAAAUGGGUCCUCAAUUCUUCCAUCUGUACCCGGAGUUUAUCGAUAUAGUGCCGCAGGCGGAUUUUUAA
Molecule: messenger RNA, 1212 nt
Organism: Penicillium samsonianum
Lineage: Eukaryota; Fungi; Ascomycota; Eurotiomycetes; Eurotiales; Aspergillaceae
Product: bZIP transcription factor
Exons: 1
Coding region: 1-1212 (403 amino acids)
Source: RefSeq, a predicted model, not a curated record